GUCGCUGGCGGCUGAUUGCGUCGACCUCGACCUUCCGACAAGUACUUGUAAACAGCGAACGAUGAACACCGUUCGUCGAGUGUAAUAGGCGUGACAGUUUCAGCCUGGCGCAACAAUACAACAAAUCACCGCGAAUGGUCUUGGGUCAUUGAUGUCGCCUGCGUUGUGCAGACCUCCUUCCCAUGUUGACAGAACAUGAGCACAGGCGACUAUGAGCGAUGAUGCCCCAUCAAGCUCUGCGGCGCCGACACGAGACAGCGGCGAUGCUAUUCCAGGCGCGAACGAGUCUCCCGCCACUGGUGGCCAGAGACUGCGCGAUGGUCGCCGACAGACGAAGAAGAAGAAGAAGAACCGGAAGAAGCGCAACGAGGGUCUCAGGAAGAAGCUGGAUUUCAUAACGGAUCUACUCAAGGGGCUGGACACGUUGGUCUUCGCCGAACUGAGUGCGUUAUACUACAUGGAAUGCUCCUUCUUCCGACUUCUGAUCCGUGGCGCCGCGCAAUUGAUGUACCUGUCGCCAAAAGACGAGACUAUCCCAUUUCACAUGCCAGCGAGUCGCCUCCACGUCGUCCUCCUUCUUCUCUCCAAUAUCUGGUGUACAUUGGUACAUGCGUUCAGCGCCGUGCCGCAAGCGAAGGAGUAUCACAGAGGGUAUAUGCAUGGCGGCAUGAUCGUAGACUUUGUUGGGCAGAAACCGCCUGCGUACAGGGCGUACUACCUGCUUGCCGAUCUGCUACUUCUUUUGCUGCAGUUUCUCAUGCUCGCUGUUCAUACAGAGCGUGAGAAGCUGCGAGUAUUGCUCAAGACGUUUCGUCCACUUGCUUCGGAAGCUACACUUGCAUCAGCGACGACAACGACAACCGCUCGCACGAUUGAGGAGUUGGACGCAGAGGAAAGGGGCAUGCCGGCGACGGAUGCCGGCCAUGGGGACGCUACCGACGACAUCGAACUGCAGCCUCUGUCCAGGUCAUCGCACGACUUGCGAAGGACGGGUACGGGUGACUCCAAUCAAGAAGUUGGAACAUCGCGAGGUCGCACAGCGGACAUACUCGAUUCGGGCAACGCUACAAUUGGCGAGUACCAUAUUAUUCAGUGUGUAAAGGUCGCGGCCACCGAGACGGAAAGGUCGACGGCGCAGUCCCUGCAAAGUAUAGGCUACCGGGCUACCCUGGCCGCUAUAGACGCGAGGCGUAGGGGCGUUCCUGUACAAAGGCGGGUGUCAACCAGCACGAAUGGAGCAUAGAUGAAUGGACGGAAGAGAGGCAGGCAUACUAGGGCGUUUUGUGGAAAAUACGU
Emericellopsis atlantica is the source of this 1296-nucleotide messenger RNA. RefSeq lists its product as uncharacterized. The record is from RefSeq and is a predicted model, not a curated record. Gene Ontology annotation, cellular component: Dsc E3 ubiquitin ligase complex. The coding region runs from base 212 to 1243 and encodes 343 amino acids. The transcript is spliced from 2 exons. Gene Ontology annotation, biological process: SREBP signaling pathway; protein processing. NCBI's taxonomy places the organism in Eukaryota, Fungi, Ascomycota, Sordariomycetes, Hypocreales, Bionectriaceae.